Molecule: messenger RNA, 10152 nt
Organism: Pipistrellus kuhlii (Kuhl's pipistrelle)
Lineage: Eukaryota; Metazoa; Chordata; Mammalia; Chiroptera; Vespertilionidae
Gene: MUC19
Product: mucin 19, oligomeric
Exons: 74
Coding region: 16-10101 (3361 amino acids)
Cellular component (GO): extracellular matrix
Molecular function (GO): protein binding
Source: RefSeq, a predicted model, not a curated record
CAAUACUGUUUUCAAAUGAAAUCUCCUGUUCUCACACUAGGUGAUUUGCUGGUUGGAGGUUCAUCCUUUGAUGAGUCAGACAGAUGGAAAUCUGUUACUGUUUCGUAUUUCAACACAGAAGAUGGUUCUCCAGGAAAGGCUGAGGGCAGGCGGCGAGAGCGGAGAGACACUGAGAGUUUAGAGCUAGAGGACAUCGGAGCAGAGGAAACAAGCACGGCAAGUGGUUCUGACUACGGGGACUCUGGUGGUACGACUACUAGUGACACUGAUUACAUUGAUUCAAAUAAAAAUGAAGCUGGUGUGAAAAGCUCAUCUGAUGGCAGUACCACGGGACCUCCCAGUACUCCAGAAAAAGGAUCUCAUAUUCCAGAAGCAACUCCCACAUACUCAGAAACAAAUACAAUUAUUGGUGAAGCUGCUACUUGGGACCAAGGAGCGUACAAAGCUUUUAAUGGCCAUAUCUUUUCCUUCGAGUCAUCAUGCACAUACACUUUCUGCCGCCACUGCGUUGAAUCUGGAGAUUUCAAUAUUGAGAUCAAACGAAACAGUGAUAGUGAGAUUGAAAAAAUAAUGGUUUUGAUUGACAAUAAUGACAUCUCCAUAUCUGGUGAUACCCUCUUAGUUAAUGGAGAAAGUGUACAGAUACCAUAUAACAACAAGUUGAUUCACAUUAAAAAAUACGGAGAAUAUAAUGUCCUGAACAGCCGUAGAGGAAUUUUGUCUUUACUGUGGGACAAAAAUAACACACUCUCACUCACUCUUCACAAGCAAUACCCAACUUGCGGUCUUUGUGGUAAUUUCAACACCACUCCAGGAGAAGAUAUAAAUGAGCACAUUGACAAUAGUAAAAUUUCUGAUGAUUGUCCUCAAGCUACUAGUAAAACCUAUGAAACUUGUGAAGCUGGAGUAGAGUACUGUAACAAAAUUAUUGGAACCUACUUUGAGGAAUGUACAAAGGUUUCUGCCUUGUCCAGUGACUACAAAAAGGUCUGCAUUGAUGAGUAUUGCCAAAAGAGAGACAAAAAGUCGACAUGUGAUACUUAUUCAGAACUGUCCCGCCUUUGUGCCUCAGAUGGUCCUGGCAAAUACGAAUCCUGGCGAGACGAUUCUGAUGUGUUUUGCGAAAAACCUCAAUGCCCAGAAAAACAUAUCUACAAAGAAUGUGGCCUCUCAAAUCCUGCAACUUGUUCUAAUGUGGCUCCUUUUCAAGACAGUGAAUGUGUGAGUGGCUGCACCUGCCCAGAAGGUUACCUAUUGGAUGACAUUGGAGAGAAAGGAAAAUGUGUAUUAAAGGUUAACUGUCCCUGUGAGUCUAAUGGAAUAGUCUACCAGUCAGGAGAAGUCCGAGAAGGUCCUUGUGGGUCUCAGUGCACAUGCCAAGAAGCAAAGUGGUCUUGCACUGAAGCAAUGUGUCCUGGAAGAUGUAAGGUGGAAGGAAGUUCAAUUACCACCUUCGAUGGUGAAAAAUAUAAUCAUCCUGGAAACUGUCACUUUUUGGCCAUCUAUGAUAAAGACUGGUUUGUUAGCGUUGAGCUUCGGGAAUGUCCAAGUGGUAUGUCAGGAACAUGCUUAAACAGUGUUACAGUCGCCUUAAAUGCGUCUGGUUCAGUUGACAAAUAUGUAUUUCAUAGAGAUGGAACAGUCUCAAAUGACAAAAUUGAAAAUCAACAUUAUUACUCUUCAGACCAAAUACAGAUUUUCAAGGCAUCUCUCUCAUACUUCCAAGUAGAAACAAACUUUCAUGUAAAAAUGCAAAUACAAACUGAUCCCGUGAUGCAAUUAUAUGUUUCCAUGCCACCUAACCAAUUCACAGACACUGUUGGACUCUGUGGCUCCUACAACAAUAGAGCAGAGGAUGAUUUCAUGUCAAGUCAGAAUAUAUUGGAGAAGUCGUCUCAGGCUUUUGCUGAUUCUUGGGAAAUGAUGUCCUGUCCUAAAGGAAACCCAGCUUCAUGCAUCAGCAUAGAAACAGAACGGUUUGCUGAAAAGCAAUGUGGAAUCCUUCUUGAUUCAAGUGGGCCUUUUGCUUCCUGCCAUCCAUAUGUGAACCCUAAACCAUAUCAUGAGGAAUGCAAAAAAUACACUUGUGCUUGUGAAGAUAGUCAAGAAUGCCUGUGUACAAUCUUAGGCAACUAUGUGAAAACAUGUGCUGAGAAAGAAACACACAUGGAGGAAUGGAGAACUGGACGAUGCGAUCACUCUUGUCCCAGUGGCUUCGUUUUCAAGUACAACGUAAAAGCCUGCAACAGUUCUUGCCGGUCCCUGUCAGAGAGGGAUAGGAGCUGUGACAUAGAAGAUGUCCCAGUAGAUGGAUGCGCUUGCCCUGAUGGGAUGUACCAGGAUAAUGAAGGAAAUUGUGUUUCAAAGUCUCAGUGUGACUGCUACAUGAAUGAUGAGGUCAUAAAACCAGGCAAACUCAUCCAGAUCAAUGACAAUAAAUGUGUCUGUCGGGAUGGAAUUCUUCUUUGCCAGAAUCCCAUUGAUUUAACCCGCCAGAAUUGCCCUGGAGGGGCUGAAUAUGUUGACUGCAGUGAUCCCAACGCAAAGAAAAGAGUUGACAGUACAUGUAGCACCCGGAACAUACCUAAUUUUGGGGAGGACUUGCCUUGCAAGCGUGGGUGUUACUGUCCAGUAGGAAUGGUCCGAGAUUCCAAAGGGAACUGUGUCUUUCCUGAUGAUUGCCCUUGUUCUUUUGGUGGACGAGAGUACAGCCAAGGAAGUGUCACCUCAGUUGGCUGCAACAAAUGUACUUGCAUAAAAGGAUCUUGGGAAUGUACACAAAAUGAAUGUCAAAGUACCUGCCACAUCUAUGGGGAAGGUCAUGUUCAAACUUUUGACAAAAAAAGUUACAGCUUUGAUGGUCUCUGCCAGUAUUCCUUUGUUGAGGAUUAUUGUGGCGGUGAAAAUGGCACAUUCCGCAUUUUAACUGAAAGCGUCCCUUGCUGUGAAGAUGGGCUCACGUGCUCAAGAAAGAUCGUAGUUGCUUUUCAGGAUCAGAAUGUUAUCUUGCAAGAUGGCAAAGUAACAGCCAUCAAAACGUCGGAAAGUAAGGAGUGUGAACUCAACGGAAAUGCGUACACUGUGCAUACCGUUGGCCUGUACUUGAUUCUGAAGUUUGCCUCUGGAAUAACCGUGAUUUGGGACAAAAACACAAGAAUGACUGUUAUAUUGGAGCCAUACUGGAAUGGCAAGGUGUGUGGUCUUUGUGGAAACAGCAACGGGGAUCUCAAGGAUGAUUUCACCACACGACACUCCUCAGUAGCUACCGGAGCACUGGAGUUCGGAAAUAGCUGGAAGACGUCUCAAGAAUGCUCGGACACCGUGACCCAAACUUUCCCAUGUGACUCCAACCCCUACUGCAAGGCUUGGGCUGUGCGCAAAUGCGAGAUCAUCCGGGACAGCACCUUCAGGGAGUGCCACAGCAAGGUGGACCCCACCACUUACUACGAUGCAUGCAUGGAAGAGGCCUGUGCGUGCGACAUGGAGGGCAAGUACAUGGGAUUCUGCACGGCCGUGGCCAUGUAUGCGGAGGCGUGCGGCGCGGUUGGGGUCUGUGUCCCGUGGAGAAAGCCCGACCUCUGUCCUGUCUACUGUGAUUAUUAUAAUGCCCCUGGAGAAUGCAGCUGGCAUUAUGAGCCUUGCGGGACAGUGACUGCAAAAACAUGCAAAGAUCAAGUUAUUGGCCAGAAAUUUUCUGCACUUUUAGAAGGUUGUUAUGCUAAGUGCCCGGAGAGCGCUCCUUACCUGGAUGAGAACACCAUGAAAUGCGUCAAGUUAUCUGAGUGCAGCUGCUUCUACAAUGAUGUCAUCCCAGCAGGUGGAGUGAUCAAAGACAACUGUGGAAGAACCUGCUAUUGCAUCGCAGGAGAGUUGGAGUGCAGUGAAACUGGUUCUGAAAAUGCAACAGUUACAGUUUCUACUACAACAGCUACCUCCAGAUUAAGCACCACAACAGAAAUUCCAUUGUCAACUAGAAGCUCAGGCACAGCAACGUUCAUUCCAGAGAUUACAACAUCAAGCAGUGAGACAAUAGGAACAACUCUAACUCUACCCAGUGAAGCUUUUACUACAGGCAUUAUGGGUACUCCAUUUCCCAUCACCUUCACAUCUGGAAGUGCAGGCACCACUGGAGUAGUGGGUCCCCUCUUCACCAGUCCUUGGCACGUAUCAGGGACCACUGGAUCAUCAACAAGUACAACCACAGGAGCUAAAGCACCAAAACCAGGUGACACAGGCCUCAGAGAAGCUGGAAAAGGGGCCCCUACUGCACCACCAGUAGAAACUGAACAAGAGAGCACACCUGGGGAACUGAGCACAGAAGCAACAAGCACAGGCACAGGAGCAACAAGCACAGGAAAAUCAGGGACCUCAGAAGGAUCAGAGGACUUCACCACCGCACCUGGGCACAAGAGCACCAAUGGAGGAGACACAACUGUCCCAGGCACAACCUCAGGAGGCAGAGCAGGUAUACUGGGUCUUCAGCUGGGGAAACCACUAAAGCACCAAGCAGUGAAGGGACACCCUCUAAGGAAGGAUUUCAAAUUUCAAAUUAGAAAUGUUCUUUUUACAGAAACAACAGGGACAACUGGCCCAAGAAGUAGAAUGACAGGAACCAAUGGCCUGGCACCUGGGGAAUCCAGAACAAGUGGAACAUCAGAAUCUGAAACAUCUGCUACAGGGUCUCAACCACCUGAAUCAUCGUCUGAAGGAACUGCCACUAACAGGCCAUCUGAGGGAGGAAUCGGAACCACAGGCCCAACAGGUGUAAUGACUGGAACCAAUGGCAUGGAAUCCGGGAAAGGAGGAACAAGUGGAACAUCACAAUCUGGAACAACUGCUACAGGGUCUCAACCAUCUGAAUCAUCAUCUGAAGGAACUGCCACUAACAGGCCAUCUGAGGGAGGAAUCGGAACCACAGGCCCAACAGGUGUAAUGCCUGGAACCAAUGGCAUGGAAUCCGGGAAAGGAGUAACAAGUGGAACAGCAGAAUCUGGAACAUCUGCUACAGGGUCUCAAACACCUGAAUCAUCAUCUGAAGGAAGUGCCACUUACAAGACAACUGAGGGAGUAAUCGGAACCACAGCUUCAACAGGUGUAAUGGCAGGGAACCAUGGGUUGGAAACCGGGAAAGUAGGACCAAGCGGAACAUCAGAAUCUGGAACAUCUGCUCCAGGCUCUCAACCAACUGAAUCAUCAACAGGCAGAUCUGCAACUAACAGGCCAUCAGAGGGAGGAAUUGGAACCACAGGCCCAACAGCUAUAAUGGCUGGCACCAAUGGCGUGGAAUCCGGGAAAGAAGGAACAAGUGGAACAUCACAAUCUGGAACAUCUGCUACAGGGUCUCAAGCACCUGAAUCAUCAUCUGAAGGAAGUGUCAAUAACAGGCCAUCUGAGGGAGGAAUUGAAUCCACAGGUCCAACAGGUGUAACGCCUGGAACCAAUGGUGUGGAAUCCGGGAAAGGAGGAACAAGUGCAACAUCACAGUCUGGAACAUCUGCUACAGUGUCUCAACCACCAGAAUCAUCAUCUGAAGGAAGUGCCAGUAACAGGCCAUCUGAGUUAGGGAUAGGAACCACUGGCCCAACAGGUGGAGUGUCAGGAAGUAAUGGCCUCACACCUGAGGAAUCAGGAACAAGUGGAACAAGACAAUCUGGAACAACUGGGUCACCUGGUACAGGUUCUGGAACAACUGAAUCACCACCCAAAGCAACUGGGACAACACAUACCACAGCAGAAGGAAAAGGCAGAACUGGUCCAUCAGCUGAAAUGCCAGGAUCCACUGGAGUAACACCUGGAAGAUCAGGUCCAACUGUAACAUAUGAGUCUGGAGCACCUGGCUCACCUGCUAAAGGUUCUGCAACUCCUGGAUCAUCAUCUGAAAGACCUACAACAACCAGACAAUCAGCUGGAGGGAAAGAAACAACUGUCUCAAUGGGUCCCAUGUCAGGAACUACUGGUGUAACACCUGCAGGAUCAGAGACAACUGGAACAUCUGCUACAGGGUCUCAACCACCUGAAUCAUCAUCUGAAGGUAGUGCCACUAACAGGCCAUCUGAGGGAGGGAUAGGAACCACUGGCCCAACAGGUGGAGUGUCAGGAAGUAAUGGCCUCACACCUGAGGAAUCAGGAACAAGUGGAACAAGACAAUCUGGAACAACUGGGUCACCUGGUACAGGUUCUGGAACAACUGAAUCACCACCCAAAGCAACUGGGACAACCCGUUCCCCAGCAGAAGGAAAAGGCAGAACUGGUCCAUCAGCUGAAAUGCCAGGAUCCACUGGAGUAACACCUGGAAGAUCAGGGACAACUGGAACAUCUCUCAGAGAUAUCGCAAAAACGGACUCUUCAUUUGCAAGACCAGGGACAACGGGAACAUCAACUGGAGGGACAGGGACAACUGGCCCUAGAGGUGGAAUGGCAGGAACCAGUAAUGUGCCACCUGGGGAACCAGGAAAAAGUGCAACAUCAGAAUCUGGAACAACUGGGUCACCUGGUACAGGUUCUGGAACAACUGAAUCACCACCCAAAGCAACUGGGACAACCCAUUCCCCAGCAGAAGGAAAAGGCAGAACUGGUCCAUCAGCUGAAAUGCCAGGAUCCACUGGAGUAACACCUGGAAGAUCAGGAACAAGUGCAACAUCAGAAUCUGGAACAACUGGGUCACCUGGUACAGGUUCUGGAACAACUGAAUCACCACCCAAAGCAACUGGGACAACCCGUUCCCCAGCAGAAGGAAAAGAAACAACUGUCUCAAUGGGUCCCAUGUCAGGAACUACUGGUGUAACACCUGCAGGAUCAGGGACAACUGGAACAUCUCUCAGAGGUUCUGGAACAACUGAAUCACCACCCAAAGCAACUGGGACAACCCAUUCCCCAGCAGAAGGAAAAGGCAGAACUGGUCCAUCAGCUGAAAUGCCAGGAUCCAAUGGAGUAACACCUGGAAGAUCAGGAACAAGUGCAACAUCAGAAUCUGGAACAACUGGGUCACCUGGUACAGGUUCUGGAACAACUGAAUCACCACCCAAAGCAACUGGGACAACCCGUUCCCCAGCAGAAGGAAAAGAAACAACUGUCUCAAUGGGUCCCAUGUCAGGAACUACUGGUGUAACACCUGCAGGAUCAGGGACAACUGGAACAUCUCUCAGAGGUUCUGGAACAACUGAAUCACCACCCAAAGCAACUGGGACAACACAUACCACAGCAGAAGGAAAAGGCAGAACUGGUCCAUCAGCUGAAAUGCCAGGAUCCACUGGAGUAACACCUGGAAGAUCAGGUCCAACUGUAACAUAUGAGUCUGGAGCACCUGGCUCACCUGCUAAAGGUUCUGCAACUCCUGGAUCAUCAUCUGAAAGACCUACAACAACCAGACAAUCAGCUGGAGGGAAAGAAACAACUGUCUCAAUAGGUCCCAUGUCAGGAACUACUGGUGUAACACCUGCAGGAUCAGGGACAACUGGAACAUCUCUCAGAGGUUCUGGAACAACUGAAUCAUCAUCUGAAGGAAGUGCCACUAACAAGCCAUCUGAGGGAGGGAUAGGAACCACUGGCCCAACAGGUGGAGUAUCAGGAAGUAACGGCAUCACACCUGAGGAAUCAGGAACAAGUGGAACAAGACAAGCUGGAAAAACUGGGUCACCUGGUACAGGUUCUGGAACAACUGAAUCACCACCCAAAGCAACUGGGACAACCCGUUCCCCAGCAGAAGGAAAAGGCAGAACUGGUCCAUCAUCUGAAAUGCCAGGAUCCACUGGAGUAACACCUGGAAGAUCAGGUCCAACUGUAACAUAUGAGUCUGGAGCACCUGGCUCACCUGCUAAAGGUUCUGCAACUCCUGGAUCAUCAUCUGAAAGACCUACAACAACCAGACAAUCAGCUGGAGGGAAAGAAACAACUGUCUCAAUGGGUCCCAUGUCAGGAACUACUGGUGUAACACCUGCAGGAUCAGGGACAACUGGAACAUCUCUCAGAGGUUCUGGAACAACUGAAUCAUCAUCUGAAGGAAGUGCCACUAACAGGCCAUCUGAGGGUGGGAUAAGAACCACUGGCCCAACAGGUGGAGUGUCAGGAAGUAAUGGCAUCACACCUGAGGAAUCAGGAACAAGUGGAACAAGACAAUCUGGAACAACUGGGUCACCUGGUACAGGUUCUGGAACAACUGAAUCACCACCCAAAGCAACUGGGACAACCCGUUCCCCAGCAGAAGGAAAAGAAACAACUGUCUCAAUGGGUCCCAUGUCAGGAACUACUGGUGUAACACCUGCAGGAUCAGGGACAACUGGAACAUCUCUCAGAGGUUCUGGAACAACUGAAUCAUCAUCUGAAGGAAGUGCCACUAACAGGCCAUCUGAGGGUGGGAUAAGAACCACUGGCCCAACAGGUGGAGUGUCAGGAAGUAAUGGCAUCACACCUGAGGAAUCAGGAACAAGUGGAACAAGACAAUCUGGAACAACUGGGUCACCUGGUACAGGUUCUGGAACAACUGAAUCACCACCCAAAGCAACUGGGACAACCCAUUCCCCAGCAGAAGGAAAAGAAACAACUGUCUCAAUGGGUCCCAUGUCAGGAACUACUGGUGUAACACCUGCAGGAUCAGGGACAACUGGAACAUCUCUCAGAGGUUCUGGAACAACUGAAUCACCACCCAAAGCAACUGGGACAACCCGUUCCCCAGCAGAAGGAAAAGGCAGAACUGGUCCAUCAGCUGAAAUGCCAGGAUCCACUGGAGUAACACCUGGAAGAUCAGGGACAAUGGGAACCUCAACUGAAGGGACAGGGACAACUGGCCCUAGAGGUGGAAUGGCAGGAACCAGUAAUGUGCCACCUGGGGAACCAGGAACAAGUGGAACAUCAGAAUCUGGAACAUCUGCUACAGAGUCUCAACCACCUGAAUCAUCACCAGGCGGAUCUGCAACUAACAGGCCAUCAGAGGGAGGAAUCGGAGCAACAGGCCCAACAGUUGUAAUGCCUGGAACCAAUGGAGUGGAAUCCGGGAAAGGAGGAAUAAGUGCAACACCAGAAUCUGGAACAUCUGCCACAGGGUCUCAAGCACCUGAAUCCUCAUCUGAAGGAAGUGCCAGUUACAGGCCCCCUGAGGGAGGAAUCCCAACUACUGGCCCUACAGGUGGAAUGUUAGGAACCAGUGGUUUUCCAAGAAAUGAUAUUACCAACUCUGGAGCGAACAAAUUUCUACCAGAACUCAUUGCAGGCACCACUGGGGUAGCUCCUGGCACAACUGUUGCCCCAGGCAGUUCCAAAACAGAGGCCACAACUUUCCUUGGGGAAAGGGAAACAACUACCAUUGGAGUAGCGACAGCUACUACUGUGGCAGCAGGUGGAAGUACUUCUGGUGGUCCAAAAAGUUCCAGUCCAGGUACCUCCCAGGAAGCAUCUGAAACGACCACUGCUUUUGGAAUUUCUACCCUGGUUUGCCAUGGUCCAACGGGAGAAGAGAAAUCACCUGGAGAUACGUGGACUGCUAAUUGCCACAAAUGCUCCUGCACCAAGGCUAAUGCGGUGGACUGUAAACCCAAGGAGUGUCCUUCUCCCCCCACAUGCAAAGAUGGAGAGAGGCUUGUGAAGUUCAAAGAUAAUGACACCUGCUGUGAAAUUGGAUACUGUGAACCAAGAACAUGUUUAUUUAACAACACCGACUAUGAGAUUGGUGCUUCAUUUGAUGACCCCAACAACCCAUGCAUCUCCUACUCCUGCGACAAAACUGGUUUCCGUGCAUCGGUCCAGGACUGCCCCAAGCAGACCUGGUGUGCAGAAGCAGACCGAGUGUAUGAUUCCAAAAAAUGUUGCUAUAAAUGUAAUACUAGUUGCAGAACUUCACCAGUCAAUGUGACUGUUUCGUACAAUGGUUGCAAGAAAAGAUUUGAGAUGACAAGAUGCAUAGGGGAGUGUAAACAGAGCAUAAGCUACAAUUAUGACAUCUUUCAGUUGCAAAAUUCCUGCCAUUGCUGCCAAGCAGAAACAGUCGAGUACAGACAAGUUCUUCUUGACUGUCCUGGUGGCCACACCUCUCCUUACAAAUACAGGCACAUCACAGGGUGUUCUUGCUCCAACAAGUGCCAUCAAUCUACAUCCUCAUCACACUCCUAAUGUUAACAUUACCUUCCCAGUUGUAACAGGCGGGUGUUUAUUUUACAAAUG